Molecule: messenger RNA, 4565 nt
Organism: Struthio camelus australis
Lineage: Eukaryota; Metazoa; Chordata; Aves; Struthioniformes; Struthionidae
Source: RefSeq, a predicted model, not a curated record
AUGUCGCUGCAGUGCACGAGAGCUGUUCUCACUGCCUUGUGGUUCUGCAAGCCCGUGUGCCGGGCCCCAGCCCGCCCUCCUGAACGUGGGCUGUGGUUCGGUCCCAUGCUGCGACCCAGUCCUGCGGACCUCAGGAAGCAGGCGAGGCAGCUGGAGAACGAGCUGGACCUCAAGCUGGUCUCCUUCAGCAAGCUGUGCACCAGCUACAGCGGCGCCCGAGACGGAAGGCGCGACAGCUCUGACACGACUCCUCUCUUAAAUGGAUCGAGCCAGGACAGAAUGUUUGAGACUAUGGCUGUGGAGAUUGAACAACUUCUGGGAAAGCUUACUGGAAUAAAUGACAAAAUGGCAGAAUAUACAAAUAGUGCUGGAGUCCCAUCCCUGAAUGCUGCACUGAUGCAUACGUUACAGCGUCACAGAGAUAUAUUACAGGAUUAUACUCACGAAUUCCACAAAACCAAAGCAAACUUUUUGGCAAUAAGAGAAAGGGAGAAUCUGUUGGGAUCAGUACGAAAAGAUAUUGAAUCGUAUAAAAGUGGAUCUGGUGUGAAUAACAGAAGAACAGAGCUAUUCCUGAAGGAACAUGAACACCUUCGAAACUCGGAUCGGCUGAUAGAAGAGACAAUAAGCAUUGCCAUGGCAACUAAAGAAAAUAUGACUUCGCAGAGAGGGAUGUUGAAGUCAAUACAAAGCAAAAUGAAUACCUUGGCUAAUCGAUUUCCUGCAGUGAACAGUCUGAUUCAAAGGAUCAACCUCCGGAAAAGACGAGAUUCUCUCAUCUUGGGUGGUAUUAUUGGCAUCUGUACCAUCUUAUUGCUGCUGUAUGCUUUUCAUUGAUGGAUGUUCCCCAUGGACUCUGCUAACCUCAUCACCACCAUCCCUCCCCCCCAGUCAAGGAAAAGUGAAUGGGGGAAGAGACAGACUUUAAACAGCCUGCUCUUUAUGGCUGGGAGUAUCAGCAUGAUGUCUAGAGUUUACGGUGGUAGACUGCGACACUGGUUUUGGGUUGAAGCUGCAGUGUUUCUCCUUCCCUGACAUACAUCUUCCUUUGGUUAAAUUUUGCAUAAGUGAUUUUUGUGUUUAAUUCCCUUUCACACUGUAAGGUAAGUGAAUAUGUGACACUUUUCAGUACCAAUGGAACAGCUUCCAUGCUCGGUGAUGGUGGGGAGGUCUUUUGUUAGCUGAGAAGUGGGAAGCCUGUUCUCCCUGAAGGCCAAGCACAGCACUGAACACUUGCCCUAUGAGAAGGAUAUUGCAGCUUUAAGCCAUCAGGUUGGUUUACUACUAAUUACAUGUUCUGUGAUUCUUUUAAACUCAUGGCUGAGAUACUAGUCACUUCUACAUAACUCGUGCUGUGAAAACUGCUUCACGCAAGUUUCUCAAAGAAAGGAGGAUUGUUCAAUUCACUUUUUGCACAGAGUAUGAAUAAAGUACCCUCUGAGGAACAUUUAUAAGGUUUCUUGUGGCUUUAAAGGGACUAACAAGUCCUCAUUUGUAAAAUAAAGGGAGCACAGCGUUCUAGAAGCUGUUUACCAUAGUGUGCAGUCAUCUGAAAAGUGACCAAACGUGAGUUCACCUAAAAGUAAUCUUUUGGGUGUAAAUACUCUGAUUUUGGCUGACAUCAUAAAAGUCUUUAUAAAGACAUGAUAAGCAGUGCGAAAAGUCUAUAUUGUAAUUUAGAUAAAGUUAUUCUAAUAGCAUUAAUAUUUUUACACUGUAAGUAGGAUAUAAUCUAAGCUGUCAAUUGGAAAUGGAUCAUAUGAUGGUUAUACCUGAUAGCAGAUGUAUCUGUGUGCAAAAUUUGUGGCUGUAACCCCUCAUAGUAAAGAGUCAAAUGUAUGAAUGGCUAAAUAGUCAAGCAAGUUUUUUUUACAUUUAUCUUGGGGAGGGGGAUGACAACUUUUUUUCUUGUCCAGACAUACAAGAUGAAUCCUGCUGCGUUUAUGUCUCUAAACAAAGCUUAACUUCAGGAAUGGCUUUGAUAUUACAGAUUCACAAAUUACAGAUUUUUCUGCUCUUUCAACUGCUCUUUUCCAUCUGUCACAUUAUAACAUAGUAAAUUCAAACUGAGGGACUGAAAUAUCUUUCUAAGAACUUGAUUAACUCUUUUUUUUUUUUUUUUCUCCACAAUCAGUUUACAGUGCUCCUAGCAGAUUCCAUGUAUGCCAUUACCCCCAAAUGCUGGACACUCUCCAGGUUCUGGAGAUGGUCCCUGUUCUGCAGCACUGUCCAGCAGGAUGGUCACAAUUUUAUUACUGCUUUUUAUAGUGUCUGUGCAGUACCCUGUUGAAAGGAGUAGCAACUUGUGCCUGUGUAGUGUGCAGAACUACUGUCACACAUAAAACACUCGCAUGGACUUGAAGGUUUGUUUGCAGAAUAGUAACUUUGUGCUAAAAAGACUACAAAGACAUGUAACUGGUCAUCUUGUCUUUGGUGUUGGAAAGCAUUUGAAAUUAAUACAUGUGAAAUUAUGGGGCUUGUAUUUUAAAUAAAGGGUAGUCAUCUGGUUCAUUUGGAAAUGUUCCUGGUUUGAAAUAAAGUGUUCAUUAAAGGGGUUCAUGAAAAACAUUGAUGGAUAAAGGAAGUUUAUCAGCUAAUCUGUAUAUUAGGAGAUCAAACCUCUUCUCCCCUGAUUUCUUUUUCUUUUUUUUUUUUCCCCCCCAAAGGGCCCUGAUUGGCAGCUGUGCUUCUGUUUAGGAUUUGUAGGAUUUGAUUGCUAUAUAGUUGGCAAUAUAAGAUCUGCAGUAUCAUAAAUAAAUUCAUUUAUUUAAUCUUAUAACCAGUCUUUUUACUGGGUUUAAUGGAUGAUUUGGUGCAUAUAUUUAAUCUUAUUGUGCAAAAAAGCUGCUAUGGAAAAUAUGUAGAUUAUAAUGAAUAUGUAAACAUACUUGAUUUUUCAUGUUAUGGAAGAACUGAUAUAUUUUAGUAUGAAAGACCAGAAAUAUGCUGAAUUAUCUCUGAUAAAGCUUUAUUGGAAAUGGUUUCAGUGUUGGCAACCCCUCUGUGGUUUAUUUGUGUUGGUAUUGAAACAGAGCUUUGUGUUGGAAAAUACAUUUAAUUAACCUUGUAAUCUCCCCUCCAUCGUCUUGUUGCAGUCUUCUAACAAUGUUUGCUGUUCUCCGUUGCUCUCUGAAGUGCUGCGCUUGCGUAGAACCAAGGGAAAGACUUGCUAGUUCUCCAGAAUGUCUCGAGUAAUGUGGAUCUAUAGUUAAGGCAACGGACUGGAAAAUGAAAACAAUGGAUUUUAGCAUUUAAUCCCAAAUCCCAAAAUACCAUUUUCCUCUUUGCAGCUUGUUUGUGUGUCUCCUGUUGCUAAAUAUAUUCUCUUAGGUUUCUUUGUUCUAUGUGGUUCCUCUCGCUCUAAGGAAAAAAUGCAUUUACUGAAUCCCCCUUUCUGCAACUGCUGGCAGUGCUGCAAGUUUAUUCUUCAUCCAAAAAGAAUUGUAGUAAGAAAAUUGUCUGUAAGCCAUAGAAAUGAAGUGAGUAAAUCCAGAAUGUUUCUACAAAUCUCCUCUCUUCUGGAAAUGUCCUGUUACAAGAACAGGGCCUAUCGUUUUCUCCCUGCUUCCAUCCCCUUUUUUUAAUUUCUACUUUAUUCUUACCAGUACACAAGCAUCUACUUUAAAGGUGUCCAACAAGCUGCUAGCUAAGCGUUUGAACGUGAGGGAUCCUGGUGAUAACUUUUGGUCCCAUGCUUCAAAUGAACACUUCAAUAUUUUUACCUUGCUUUUUAGACUAUUUUUUCUUUGUUUGUCUAACCUUCAAGAUCUGGUUGCUGGAGCAGAGGGAUAGGGUUCUGCCAACACUUGGUGCUGCGUGUGCAGUCAGUAGUGAGCAUUGCUGUGGCAAUAUCCCAGACUGCAGCCGUGACUUAUCCCUAGCCUUUCACUGGCGUGUGUGAGCAAUGACGGAGUAAAGGCUUUGCCAUCUUGUAUGUCUCUGGGACCAACCGCUGUGGUGCUUCGGGUAGUUUGGGAGGUUGUCCUUCCUGGGAAAGCACAACGUUUCUCUUAAUCAGUAUUGAGUUCAGAAGCUGUUGGAUAUCAACAGCUGCGGUGUAAAUUCCUAUUGGCUUCGUUACACUGAAUGAUCGACUAGUAUUUUUCUUUUCUAAUUCUAAAGUCCUUACUUUUGGAAGGUCUUAAGAUUGCUGUGAGAAGAAAGAGUCGGUUCCUCACUGAAUGUUGAAAAUGAAAGAGCUGAAGUCGAUUUUUAGGUGAUGUGGAAGUUUCAGAUAAAUUUGUUGACAGCUUGUCCUCCAGGGCUGUGUUCUCUGAGGAGCUGUGUUCCCGAAGCUCCCCCCCAAAACUGCUAUGUGGAGUGAAGGCUGGUCCACCACUUCUGACUGUGUAACUAGUUUAGUCAAGAUUAUUUUAAUUUUCUAAGACUAGCAGCUUGCUUCCCAAAAUCUCUUGUUGCAUAUCCUUUUCUUUUUUCUUUUCUUUUGCCUUGUGUUCAGAAUAGGAAAGAGAGAAUAACUGUAUGACUUUCAAAGGAGGAAAUAAUUCCGAAACUCCUUACAGCCAUGCUGGCUUGUGCAGUACGGGAGACGACAAAGACAGACA